This is a messenger RNA of Blepharisma stoltei, 728 nucleotides long. NCBI's taxonomy places the organism in Eukaryota, Ciliophora, Heterotrichea, Heterotrichida, Blepharismidae. The record is from the annotation of a GenBank genome assembly.
AUGAGCAUGAAAGAAGCCAAGUGAAUCUUACCUUGCAUUAAGCCAAGCCCCUUAUCUACCCCUGAGCAGACAAUGUCUUAUUUAACAAAAAUAAGAAUAGGGACAUUUCAGGUGGUUUUUGUGAUAAUAGUGUUUACGAUUGCCAUCUCAUUUUUGUUGGCUUUUGAUAUUGAUGGCUUCUCUAUUGGAGACAGUAGCACAGACUCUCUCUGGUUUUGACUAAGCGCUAUUAGAUCGAUCAGUUCUGGAUUGGCCUUGUUUUAUUUGGUAAAUUAUUCUUUUUUUGCGGCUAGAAUUCCUGAGCUAUAUGAUUUGCAGCUUAAAGCGAAAUUCAACUUGGUUCAGCUUUCCAUGGUGUUCACAGAACUUCAGCCUAUAAUAAUUUCAUUCUGUGCAGAUCAGGGGUGGAUAGCUAAUACUGAUGACUACUCCAAAGAAGAAAUUACAAGCUGGACAAAUAAUUUAUUGCUGUGCUCAGAAAUGAUUAUCGUUGGUUUUUUGCAAAUUCUGAUAUUCCCUGUAAAAGACUAUAAUCCCUUGAAAUUUUUUGCUUUGAUAUCUUGGGUACCAAAUUAAUUUGAGGACUGGCCGGUUCAGUCUAUGCCACUAAAAUGCUUUAUAUGUAAAUGUCAGAAAGCAAAAUAAUUAAAGCAUCAUAUGAUACUCCUCCAUCUUCAAGAAGAUGCUUCAGCCAGAGAGAAAGUUUGAAUUGUCGCCCGAUUAAGUAA